Molecule: messenger RNA, 953 nt
Organism: Stereum hirsutum FP-91666 SS1
Lineage: Eukaryota; Fungi; Basidiomycota; Agaricomycetes; Russulales; Stereaceae
Exons: 8
Coding region: 99-953 (284 amino acids)
Source: RefSeq, a predicted model, not a curated record
GAGAGUCUGGACUGCAUUGACUCUUCUCUCAGGACACUUACCUGUCGUCUUCGCUCGAUACCUGCCAUUGUUCCUAUCUUUGCUCAACCUUACUAGCCAUGCGUCUCCGCUCCAUCUUGAGCUGUACCCUUUCUCUGUCCCUCACCAUCCUCCCUUUCGUGACCUUCGCAUCCUCAAACAUCGGUGACCGAGAUGUUGGAAACUCGAAUGGCGUGCAGAGCCGCGCAGAACAUCAGAGAGUAGCGAUAUGCAGACGGGAUCCGACGUCUCUUGAGGAUCAUGAGUUGGCAAAGAGGGAUACAGUGGAUGGCUCAGGAAGUCCGGACGUUACGCUUCCAUCGGUCGGAGCGUCGCUCGGGAAUAUUACUACGAAGUUAGGGAAUAUCAACUUGACCGUCACGAACGUCACCAUCUCCGUCGGAGACAUCGACAUUUCCAAUAUCUCAAUCGGAAACAUCACAGUGAUCGUCUCCGUCCCUCUUCCUGGAGCCAGUCCAGUUAACGCCUUCAGUGCAUUCACCUCCGGAACGUCCAUAUCCUCCUCCACCGCUUCCCCUACUUCCACAGUCAGCUCCACCUCCGUCACUCAGACUGCGACCACGUCCACGUCCACCGGUACUACCGACACGGACCUCGCGCGCCGCCAAGCAAGCGAUUCCUCCUCUAUCGUCACCGUAACGCCGUCGUCUUCGGCAACGAGCACGGCCACAAGCACGAGCGUGGGCGUGAGCGCGACUGUGAGCGGAAGUCCGAUCGACUUAGGAGUAGGGAAUGUGUAUACGGAGAUUGGGAAUAUCAGUAUUGAAGUUGGGCAUGUUAACGUGUCGAUCGGGAAUGUCAAUAUCAGUAACGUGACGGUCGGCAACAUCUUUGUCCUCGUCCAAAUCGGUCAACCCGACUUGACUGGACUCCUCUCCAACGCAACAUCCAGCCUCGCUGGCAUCGGCGCCUAA